CAUAUACAGUAUCCACAUGGAUCCUGAGCACUGGGCACCCCCAGACCCCAGCCUCUUCCGUCCUGAACGGUUCACGGCAGAGAGGGUUGCUAAGCGUCACCCCAUGGCCUGGCUUCCAUUUGGGGCAGGCCCCAAAAACUGCAUUGGUAUGAGGUUCGCCCUGAUGGAGGCCAAGAUGACCUUGGCGUGUCUCGUGAAGAAGUUCAGCGUUGAGACCUGUGCUGAGACGCAGAUUCCACUGGUUCACGUGGCUAGGGGCACGGUGCAGCCGGAGAAAGGUGUCACCGUGCGUCUUGCAAGGCGGAAUGCGGUGGGCAAUAAGACUACAGAAUAGACAUAUUAGUUGAACAUAUUCACAAAGUUCCAUAGCAAGUGUC
Molecule: messenger RNA, 377 nt
Organism: Lingula anatina
Lineage: Eukaryota; Metazoa; Brachiopoda; Lingulata; Lingulida; Lingulidae
Product: cytochrome P450 3A41-like
Molecular function (GO): oxidoreductase activity, acting on paired donors, with incorporation or reduction of molecular oxygen; iron ion binding; steroid hydroxylase activity
Source: RefSeq, a predicted model, not a curated record